Molecule: messenger RNA, 1838 nt
Organism: Andrographis paniculata
Lineage: Eukaryota; Viridiplantae; Streptophyta; Magnoliopsida; Lamiales; Acanthaceae
Exons: 3
Coding region: 577-1722 (381 amino acids)
Source: RefSeq, a predicted model, not a curated record
CUGCUCGCAUAAAGCCAAAAAAUUACUCAUUGAAGAAAGGGGAGAAAAGCAAGCGUGUGAGAAAAAAAAAAAAAAUUACAUAAGCACCAAUUUCCGACGGUCGGCGGCGGCGGAGCCUCGCCGGAAAUGAAUACUCCGGUAUCGGAUUCCGAUUCAUUUCUGCACAAGUAUAUUGCUCUGGUUUGCUCUCAUCGCCGUCACGUUUUUCACGAAAAUCUAUAACGGAAGGCUUUCGGAUUGUUCUUCUUUUUUGUUGUUCGAGUGCGGAAGGAAGAGAUGAACUUUUUUUUUCCUUGUUUUCUGUUUGUAUGUAAGUGAUAGCAGUGCGAGAUUUCCGAAUCUCUUGAAUUUUUUUUGUGUGUGGAGAUGAGAUUGUUGGUUGAUUUGUUGAAUGCGUGGGGAAAUUUGACCUAGUAGUUUUUGCUGCCUAGUUUGUUUGGUUGCUGGAGUUGAUGUUUUGGAAAAAUUUUCUUGAAGAUUUUCUCGGUUUGAGUGGCUUUUAAUUCAACUGGCGAAGAACAGAGACUGUAAUUAGGUUUUGACAGUAGAGUUUUCUGCAGCGAAACGCUUUUUCCGAUGAGAAUCCAGCCGAUCGAUUCGAUCCGAGGCGACUUUGCUAAGGCGCCGGUGUUGAAAUCUCGGUUGAAGAGGCUUUUCGACCGUCCUUUCAAUGGCGUUUUAAAGAUUUCAUCGGCGGUCGCCGGAGGAGAAAAGGAUGGUUGUUCCACGGCGGCGGUGGCGGAGUUUGAGCCUACUUCGGUUUGUUUAGAUAAGAUGGUGCAGAAUUUCAUCGAAGACAACAACGAGAAACAAUCCACGACAACCGUCGGCGCGGCAAAGUACGGCCGGAACCGCUGCAAUUGCUUCAACGGCAACAGCAACGACAGUUCCGACGACGAAUUCGACUUCUUCUCAGACUCUGUAUCGGCUAAUUCGUCUUUCAGCGAUCCUUCCGACACGCUCAAGAGUUUGAUUCCCUGCGCGAGUGUGGUAGAACGAAAUCUACUGGCAGACACCUCCAAAAUCGUUGAGAAAAACAACAAAACUUGCAAAAGGAAAGACGAUUUGAGGAGAAUCGUCACCGACGCUCUCCUCGCCCUCGGCUACAAUUCCUCUCUCUGCAAAUCCAAAUGGGAAAAAUCCUCCUCUGUUCCAGCAGGCGAAUACGAAUACAUCGACGUGAUAAUUGCAGGCGAGAGGAUACUAAUCGACGUCGAUUUCCGAUCGGAAUUCGAAAUCGCACGGUCGACGAGCAGUUACAAGGCGAUUCUCCAAUCUCUGCCGUACAUCUUCGUCGGAAAAUCCGACCGCCUCCUUCAGAUCGUCUCCGUCGCGUCGGAAGCCGCCAGGCAGAGCCUAAAAAAGAAAGGCAUGCACAUCGCGCCGUGGCGCAAAUCCGAGUACAUGAAAUCCAAAUGGCUCAGCCCUCACACCCGCAUUACGCAGCCCAAACCGCCUCAAAACGACGCCGUACUUGCAGCCCGACCCGAACCCGAACCCGAACCCGCUCCCAUACCCGAAACCCGUGACGAUUUAGACUAUGAGUUCGAAGGAGAAUUAGAUCUGAUCUUCUGCGACAGUACGACGUUAUCGGAGGAAACAAACUCGCCGCCGGCGCCGGCGCUGACGUGGCAGAUGCCGGCGGUGAGGCAAAAGAGUUUAGAGCUGGGGAAUAAAGCGGUGGUCACCGGAUUAGCUUCUCUCCUCAGAGAAAAACUCUGAAAAUAUAUAAAAAUCUAUAAAAAAUGAUUUUCCUAAAAUAGGUCUGUUUUUCUUUCACUUCCAGAACCUUCUAACUACGAAAAUAUAUAUAUAUAUAUAUUUAAAAUAAUUAAAAA